This is a messenger RNA of Gorilla gorilla gorilla (western lowland gorilla), 5627 nucleotides long. It is a transcript of the gene IL17REL, whose product is annotated as interleukin 17 receptor E like. Gene Ontology annotation, molecular function: interleukin-17 receptor activity. The coding region runs from base 1 to 1536 and encodes 511 amino acids. The record is from RefSeq and is a predicted model, not a curated record. The transcript has 16 exons. NCBI's taxonomy places the organism in Eukaryota, Metazoa, Chordata, Mammalia, Primates, Hominidae.
AUGCUGGCUGGGCAAGCACUCGCAUUCUUGGGCCUGACCUGGGGCACUUUCCAGAGCCUGGCCAUCCCCCGGAUUACAGAAUGUGGCCUCUCCUGUUCUCAGGGCUUUGCCUGCAGGAGCCACAGGAACCGGAACAUUUUUAACAGCUUCUGCCGGCCACGCCCCGUGUCCAUGUCCAGGUCAGUCCUGGAGGCCCUGACGUCCUCCACUGCCAUGCAGUGUGUCCCCUCUGACGGCUGCGCGAUGCUCCUGCGUGUACGCGCCUCCAUCACCCUGCAUGAGCGCCUGCGGGGCCUGGAGGCCUGUGCCAUGAGCCUGGACACCCAGGAGACGCAGUGUCAGAGCGUGUGGGUGGCCAGGGCCUCCCACCGGCAGCAGGGGGGGCAGCAGCUCCAAGUGCACUUCGGCUGCUUUGCGGUGAGCGUGGCCCAGCACCUCUAUGUCACCCUGAGGACCAUCCCUCAUUUCUGCGGGGUCCAGCUGGACCAGAGGCACCUCGUGGAAGACUGCAGAGAGGAGGACGUGGGGAGGAGCGUGCCCGACUGCCUCGCGGGGAAGCUCAGCUACUGGGUGGACCGGAGGCGCAAGGCGAUUCUGGUGCAGGUGCCCAGGGCCUCCGGGAGCCCCGACUACUACGUGCGGCUCUGCCUCAAGCGGUUCACCUGCGAGGACGCCGGCGCCCCUGUGCGAGUGACCGCCAACAGCGUCUCCCAGGCCGUCUCCCAGGCUGUCUCCCUGCCCUACAGCCAGGAGCUGCCGUGCCUGUGCCUGGAGGGCUGGUCUGCGACCCCUGACGCGGUGCGGAUCCAGAUCUGCCCGUUUGAAAACGACACUGAGGCACUGGAGUUGCUGUGGGACACGGUCUACUACCACCCGGAGAGCCAGACACUGAGCUGGGAGCCUGCCUGCCCUGUGAGUGGCCACGUGAGCCUGUGCUGGCGCCCGGGGCCCGGGGCCGGCUGCCGUAAGCUGCAGCAAUCCAGCCAGCUGGUGCAUCGCAGAGUGCAGUACCCGCUGGUGGACACCCAGCCCCAGCUCUGCCUGAAGUUCUCUACCAGUUGGGGGUCCUGGGUGCGGUGCCCUUUCGAACAGCGUCGCUUCCCAACCUGGAAAAUGACCAUCCAGCCUUCGCCCACAAAGGGCCACCUCCGGGUCACCUUCUUCUCGUCCAGCCCCGCCCACUUCCAGGUGCACCUGUGUUACAGGAGGAAGUCACAGCUCCCUGCCUGCCAACGCACACUCCAGGCCAGCCCGCUCCCUUCAGCCUCAGGUGACCCGGCAGCCGCCCCUGCCUUUGCCUUCCUAGACCUUCCCAGGGAGGAGGCCUGUGCCCCAGGCAUCUGCAUCCAGGGCUGGAGGAGCGAUGUACACUUCUCCGUCCCCCAGCAGCUCUGCAACCUCCGCUCCAGCGGGUGCCCAGCCCUCAGGGGCCGCAGGAGGCCGAGGACUAGACCCAGGCCUCCCACGGCAGGCUGGGCGUGGCGUGCACUGAACAGGAGACUGGGUGGGGGAAACGGGGAGACCAUCCGGCCCUGAGUCAGGUCAGGCUUCUGCGCCAAACCCAGGCCUGUGCCCAGCACUGCCCUCCAGCCUUGCAUUUGUCUCCACCACACACCGCUGGGCCUCCUGCACGCCCACCCUGGUCUCACUGUCACUGGCCUUGCCUCCUCCUCCCUGGGGGUCCCCCUUCCCUGAUCAGAGCUCUGGUUCCAACCGCCAGUGACUUGGGAUGUCCCUUUGCCCACCAGCCACCAAGGCCCAGGCUCCCAGGACCCAGGGUACCUCAGGACAGGACUCUGCCCAGUGGACAGAACUAAGCACGUGUGGCCUGGGUGUGGUCAGGAGCGUGGCUCUGCCUUGGAGUCCAGGAAGGGUCAGAGCUGGCACUCCUACCUGCACCCCUCCCUGUGAGCUCAAGAGCUUGCCUAGCUUCGGGUGGGGUGAACCGCAACAGCCACAGAGGUGGGAGAGGUGGGAGGGGUGGGAGGGGGUGGAUAGGACAGCCUGGCACCCAGGGCCUCUGGAGACCCUUUCCAGGGAGCACCAGUGGGCCAGGCAGGGGUCUCUGGAAUGUCUCCUCAGCUCAGCCGAGCCACAGCCAUUUCAGGGCAGCCUGCUGCCCACAGGACAUGCCCAGGGCCGUGGCAGGACCCGCAGACCUUCAGCUCCCCCUUCUCCCAGCAAGACUUUUUGGCCAAGCCUAGGUCCUCCUGCCUAGCAAAGGUCACCUCCAGCAGAUCACAGACUAAAGGGGCAAUGGCCACCUGCUGGUCAGGUGUCCCUGGGGCUGGCACCUGCCACUGUGGAGUGCCCAUGCUAUGCUGGGCAAGUCCACGGCCCCAGGGACAGGCCUGGAGGCAGCAGGAGGACUGGGCCUGGCUCAGGUGGGGGGAUCUGGGGGUCACACACACUGCUCUUGGGGCCAGGGUGGGCUCCUCCUUCACUUGUCUGCUGAGCCUCCCUGCAGAUGGGAGGCUGCUGUCCACAGCCACUGGCACCCCAGGACUGGGCAGCCCCCUCCCCUUCCCUCACAUGUCUCAGCCUCGCACAGUGGGGGCAGGGCUGGGAGGGGGUGUCCCAGCCAGUACCACCCCUACGUCUCUCUCCAGCUGCACCCACCCACAUGGGACGGCAGCCUGAGGCCAGGAAUCUCCUCACGAACAAGUAGGUGCCAGGGACACAUUGCUAGGGGGCAGGAGGCCAAGGCACAGCCUCGGACAGCUGAGCCAGGCCCUCCCUCCGAGAGUGUGGGCUGUUCUCACCUGACUGUGGGGCCCAGGCACCUGCUGGCUCUCCUGGGGCUACAGCUCCAUGGGGCCCUCAGGGGCUCUGGGUCACAUAAAAGACCUUCAGCCCUGUCCUGAGUCCCCUGGGAACAGCAGGACCUGGGUGUGCUACCCCUUCCCCGGAUGGCCCAGGUGCUGGACCCCAGCCUCCCUCUCAGACAAUUCAUGGUCAUGGCCACUGUCCUUGGCCCUGAAGACAAGGCCCUGGCAGCUGCCUGGAGCUUCCCCAGUGCUCUGGGGUGCAGGGUGCAACCCCACCCUUCCUGUAGCUGACCAGGCCCGAGGUGGUCAAGGAUCACCCCAGUUUCUGCCCAGGGCACCCCACACUGGCUGGAGUCCACCUCUCCUGUCUGUGCAUCCUUGGGUGCUGAGCUUCACUGGGGCACCCGCCCCACUCGGACCACUCCAGAGGGUCUCAGCUGCCCCAGAUUCCAGCCCCACUCACCCAGCAAUGGUCAGUCACUUCCUGUGGUCUCAGAGGCCACCUGCCUGGGGCCACCUGCUGGGAUGUGCGGUUCUCAGACAUUCCAAGUGGCACAUCCAGGUCCCAGCCAGGGGUGCCCAGCAGUGGCCUGUGCAGUGGGCCAUGGGGUCGGCCCUUGAAGACCUCUUGUGUGGGUCACGUAGGCUCCCCGGCUUCCCCGCUGAGCCACCCUCUGGAGCCUGGACAUCGUCUCACCUGAGUGCUGUGCAGGACCGCGUGCCCGGCCUGUCCCGGUGGUGGUCGCACCCGAUCUGCAGAUGCACUCCCACCGCAGUCUGGGCCCAGGCUGCCCUCUUCCAGCUGGCCGUGGGCCGCUGGGCCUUCUUUUCUCUCCUGCAACAGAGGCUGCUAUGCCCCACAGACUGGAGAGGGGGCUGCAGAGCGAAUGGGGGAAACUGAGUCUUUGGGGACUGUUAAGAGGCUGUGUUCAGAUAUCAGCUGUCCUACUGUCCCUCCCAGACAAGGGAGGCACCUGCUGGAGGACACACGCGUGCUGCCACCAGGCGGCAGUGGCUCUUAGUGCUGGUGCUGAGCCGGAUCAGCCGCCCCAGCACCCAACAUGGAGCGCCCACAGCCCAGUGCACCCACCGCCUCCUUGGCCAGAGACGCUGCCCUCCCUCCACCACCACCGCCGGAAACCCACCCCCACACCUGCCAGGAGAAAAGUGCUGAGGACCCCGGGCCCCAGAAAGGGGGGUGCGGUAGGGGCGGGCAGGAGCACCUGCACUGGGGUGCACAGCCCUGCUCACAUCUGGGCCACAGUAUAACACGGGUGAGCCUUGGACGCCCGCCUGCCUCAUUCACUCAUGACACACAGCUGAGCAGGCCCUGGGCCCUGGGCACCGACCCAGCACCGGGAACAAACAACACUGGCAAAGAUCCCGGGCCCUGCAGCUGGGGGACCAAGUCUGGGGCUGCCUGGCACUAAGGAGGGUCUUGGGUCAGAGUGUCAGUGCUGACACCAGGACAGUCCCAGGCAAACUGGGAUCAUGGAGCUGACCUUUGCAUGGGAGAGACAACCAGAGCCAAGUGACAUAAGUAAGCGAGGGGGCGUGGUUGGUGCCAGUGUGGGGUGAGGAAUGAGGCUGGGAGCACGAUUGGGAGUGUGGGGAGCUGCAAUCUGAAAUAGGGUGGGGCUGGGCAUGGUGGCUCCCACCUGUAAUCCCAGCACUUUGGGAGACCGAGGCGGGUGAAUUACUUAAGGUCAGGAGUUUGAGACCACCUGGCCAACAUGGGGAAACCCCAGCUCUACUAAAAAUACAAAAAUUAACCAGGCAUUGUGGUGGGCACCUGUAAUCCCAGCUACUCAGGAGGCUGAGGCAGGAGAAUCGCUUGAACCCAGAAGGCAGAGGUUGCAGUGAGCCGAGAUCAUGCCACUGCACUCCAUCCUGGGUGACUGAAUGAGACACCAUCUCAAAAAUAAUAAACUAAAAAUUAAAAUGAAAUAAAAUAGGGUGGGGCCAGGCACGGUGUUGCACACCUGUAAUCCCAGCACUUUGGGAGGCCAAGGCGGGAGGAUUGUUUGAGCCUGGGAGAUUGAGGCUGCAGUGAGCCAUGACUGCACCACUGCACUCCAGCCUGGGUAACAGAGCAAGACCCUAUUUCAAUAGAUAUAAAAUUUCAAAAAUAGGGUGGUCCCUGGGAGGCUCAGACAAGGUAAUGUGUGAACAGAGACUGCAGAGGCAGGGCCUUUGCAUUGCCCGGCUCCAACAGGGUCCCUGACUGCCUCACGGAAGAGCAGCGAGAGUCAGCUUGUGGAGGGCAGGCAGGUGGGGAGAAGUGCAGAAGGUGAGGCCUUCGGGGUGUCCUGGCACGUAAGUGUGAAUAAAAGAGACCAACGUUUUGGCCUCAGCUCCUUGUAGACAAAUUUGUGUCCACAGAUGUGUGGAAAAAUUCUUUGUGGACAAAGGAUAGACAGAACUCAAAGUCAUCCGUCUGCUCACUGAGAUAAAUGCAUAUCUGAUUUCUUCCUUUGGAAAGGCUAAUCAGAAACUCAAAAGAAUGCAACUGUUUGUCUCUUAUCUAUGACCCAGAAACCCCCUCUCCAAUUUGAAUUGUCCCACUUUUCCAGACAGAACCAAUGUACUUCUUACAUAUAUUGAUGUUUCAUUUCUCCUUAUAAUGUAUAAAACCAAGCUGUGCCCGGACCACCUCAGGCACAUGUCAGGACCUCCUGAGGCUAUGUCAUGGGCUCGUGUCCUCAACCUCAGCAAAAUAAACUUCCUGAAUUGAUGGACACUUGUCUCAGAUAUUUGGGGGUCACAGAUACGUCUUUAUAUAUUGUAUGUCCAUUAACAUAGAUUUAUAAUUACUGUUUUAUGAGUUGGUCUUUUGAAUCGUAUAGAAAAAAACAGGAG